This is a messenger RNA of Conger conger (European conger), 1965 nucleotides long. RefSeq names its product twist-related protein 2-like. The transcript has a single exon. Lineage: Eukaryota; Metazoa; Chordata; Actinopteri; Anguilliformes; Congridae. Gene Ontology annotation, molecular function: protein dimerization activity; DNA-binding transcription factor activity, RNA polymerase II-specific; RNA polymerase II transcription regulatory region sequence-specific DNA binding. Gene Ontology annotation, biological process: regulation of transcription by RNA polymerase II; developmental process. The record is from RefSeq and is a predicted model, not a curated record. The coding region runs from base 480 to 977 and encodes 165 amino acids.
UACUGAAGAGUUAUUUUGUGAUUUGGAAAUUGCUAUAAAAACAUGUUUUCCUUUCCCAGGUUUAAACGCUUUAGGCAUUCUAAACCUUCGUCAUGGCCGUUUACCCAUUUUCGACUAAACGCGUAAAACUGAAACGCAACUUUAAAAUUAUAUUUUCUCAACACUGAUAUUCUUGGCUCCCGUGCCAGACGCCUCCGAGAGAAUUGAUUCUUGUAUAACGGAAAGUUUUUUUGAUAGUUCCUUGGACGCGCCCACCCCUCGCUUCGCGUAUUUGAUUUUCUUGGCCAAUCGCCUCCCUCUCCAAACAUUUCUCCAUCCAGCCUUUAAGAGCGCUCAAAGUUUCCUACAAGUUAGAGGCGCCGCCACGGCCCAGGAGCCAGGGCGUGAGGACUUUACCCAAUUCUCCUUGGGUGAGCACCCGGACUGAAGGCUAUACGUGGAUACUUUCAGACAUCUAAAAGGAACUGCGUCUGGAAGCGAUGUUUGAAGAAACGAACCAGGACGAAUCCAGGUCUCCCGUUUCUCCCGACGACAGUCGAACGAACAGCGAGGAAGAGCCGGAGAGGCUGCCGAGGCGAAGCGGGAGGAACAGGAGAGGUGGAAGUAGAAACGGAGAGGAUUGGGACAGCGCGACUCCGGGGAAAAGAGUGAAAAGGUGCAGCAGCCCGCAGCCUCCCGAAGACGUGCACGCGCAGAGAGCCAUGGCGAACGUGCGCGAGCGGCAGAGGACGCAGUCACUGAACGAGGCCUUCGCGUCGCUACGGAAGAUCAUUCCCACUCUGCCCUCGGACAAACUCAGCAAGAUCCAGACGCUGAAACUGGCCGCCAGGUACAUAGACUUCCUCUGCCAGGUCCUGCAGAGCGACGAGCUGGGCUCCAAAAUGGCCAACUGUAGCUCCACGGUUCCGGAGAGGCUGAGCUACGCCUUCUCCGUGUGGAGGAUGGAGGGCGCCUGGUCCAUGUCAACAUCUCACUAGCGUCUGUAGAGCCUCGGGGCGGCAUGUUAUGUUCUGCGUUCAGUGUCCGCGUUUAAAACGAGUGAAUGUUAUUGGCAUUUCUAGACACCUUUUACUGGCUGAACGAUUUAAAUUUCCGUUCCCAUCGCCUAAUAUUCAGAUUGUAUUCUUUUGGUUUGACUGUAUUUAUCUUUAUACUACCUUACCACUGAAUUUUUAGUGCAUGGUUUUGUCCAGAGAGGAGCUUGAACUAAUGAACCAAGCUUGUGGUCGCGUGUGUGGCAAUUGAUUCACACUGUUUUCUCAGGUGACAAUAGAUUUAAUUUAAUUCACACACGCACGCACACACACACACACACACACACACACACACACACACACACACACACACACACACACACACACACACACUUUGCCUUUCCUGGACGGCGUUUCCUGAGGCCGACGCUGGAUUGUACAAACUCUGAGCUUGGGGAACAAAGAUAUUUUUUAACCGGGACGGAAUAACGGCAAGAGCGCGCGGGCCCGGCUGCACCGUGACGCCUUGUACGUUCAGACCUGUUACUUAAGCGGUUCAAUGUGGGAGAUGUUUAUGUCUUUAUGCAUGGAUGACCUUUAACCCUAUCAAUUUUCCAACGAAGAAGGUGAAAAACUCACUUUUCCGGUCCAGGCUGUGAACGAUAUAUAUAUGUUUAUAUAUAUAUAUAUAUAUAUGUGUGUGUGUGUGUGUGUGUGUGUGUGUGUGUGUGUGUGUGUCUGUAUAUAUAUAUAAAUAUAAGACUGCAUUUAAAAACUUUUUUUACUUAGCUCAUACCUGUUCAAAUAGUGCCUAUAUAAAUGUUUUCAUUUUUCUGCGAAAUUAAUGAUAUUUAUUUAUUGAUGUGUGUAUGAUGCAGAUCCGGUGUCUUACUGCGAUCCUAAUUUUAAUAAUUGUUCUGUAAAAAUAACUGUAUAUGUUUCUGAAAUAAAAUGAAUAGGACUAUUAGUCCUUUUAGUACCUUUUAACGAA